Molecule: messenger RNA, 2106 nt
Organism: Brachypodium distachyon (stiff brome)
Lineage: Eukaryota; Viridiplantae; Streptophyta; Magnoliopsida; Poales; Poaceae
Product: bifunctional purine biosynthesis protein PurH
Exons: 12
Coding region: 52-1845 (597 amino acids)
Biological process (GO): 'de novo' IMP biosynthetic process
Cellular component (GO): cytosol
Molecular function (GO): IMP cyclohydrolase activity; phosphoribosylaminoimidazolecarboxamide formyltransferase activity
Source: RefSeq, a predicted model, not a curated record
CAAAAAGGAGACAGAAAAGAAUACCACCCUAAAGUGCCGGAAUUUACGAGGAUGCCACUUUAUCUCGUCUCCUCCUCUCCCGCCGCCGCCAAGCUCGCCGCCGGCGCCCGGGCGUCCCUUCACGGCCGCCACCUCGUCCGCGCCCCCCACGGCCCGAGCCGCCGCGUCUCCUUGUCGUCGGAGGCAGCCGCGGGGCGUGCGGCGGGUCCAGCCAUGGCGGCGGCGCAGCCUGGCGCGUCGACGGCACCGCAAGCGAACUCCAGCGGAGUCAAGCAAGCACUGAUAUCAUUGUCGGAUAAAACAGACUUGGCCCAUCUUGGAAACGGUCUUCAAAGCUUGGGGUUUUCCAUCAUAUCCACUGGUGGUACUGCAUCAAGUCUGGAAGCAGCUGGAGUGACUGUUACAAAAGUUGAACAGAUUACACAUUUUCCUGAAAUGCUUGAUGGAAGAGUAAAGACACUGCACCCCAGUAUACAUGGUGGUAUUCUUGCCCGAAGAGACCAGGAACAUCAUCUGAAAGCAUUGAACGAGCAUGGCAUUGGGACAUUUGAUGUGGUUGUGGUGAACUUGUAUCCAUUCUAUAAUAAGGUUACCUCCGGUGCAAUUUCUUUUGAGGAUGGUAUCGAAAAUAUUGAUAUCGGUGGGCCUACAUUGAUCCGGGCUGCAGCGAAGAAUCAUAAGGAUGUUCUUGUCGUUGUGGAUCAUAAUGAUUACCCUGCUCUAUUGGAAUAUCUACAAGGAAAGCAACAUGACCAGCAGUUCCGUAAGAUGCUGGCAUGGAAAGCUUUCCAGCAUGUUGCUUCUUACGAUUCAGCCGUCUCAGAAUGGUUGUGGAAGCAGUCAAACAAAGGAGAUAUAUUUCCCCCAAGCCUUACUGUGCCCCUUUCGCUAAACUCUACACUUCGUUAUGGUGAAAACCCUCAUCAAAAGGCUGCUUUUUAUGUUGACAAGAGUCUUUCUGUAUUUAAUGCUGGCGGUAUUGCAACAGCAAUUCAGCACCAUGGAAAGGAAAUGUCAUAUAACAACUACUUGGACGCCGAUGCUGCAUGGAACUGUGUGUCAGAGUUUGAGAAUCCUACUUGUGUUGUGGUCAAGCACACGAAUCCGUGUGGUGUUGCGUCCCGGGCGGAUGUUCUUGAGGCCUACAGGUUGGCUGUAAAGGCAGAUCCUGUGAGUGCAUUUGGUGGGAUUGUCGCCUUCAACACCACAAUCGAUGAGGAUCUCGCCAGGGAAAUUCGCGAGUUUAGAAGUCCUACAGACGGCGAGACGCGGAUGUUCUAUGAGAUUGUGGUUGCACCUGGGUACACGGAGAAGGGCCUCGAGGUCCUGAAAGGGAAAUCGAAGACGCUGAGGAUACUAGAGGCGAAGAGAAGCGGGAAAGGGAUGCUGUCGCUCAGACAGGUCGGCGGCGGCUGGCUAGCUCAGGAGUCGGACGAUCUAACGCCUGAAGACAUCGCCUUCACAAAGGUUUCCGAGAGGGCUCCGACCGACAGCGAGCUCUCGGACGCCAAGUUCGCCUGGCUCUGCGUGAAGCACGUCAAGAGCAACUCCAUUGUGAUCGCCAAGAACAACUGCAUGCUGGGCAUGGGUAGCGGGCAGCCAAACAGGGUGGACAGCCUGAGGAUCGCCUUCAGGAAAGCAGGGGAAGAGGCCAAGGGCGCUGCCCUAGCUAGCGACGCCUUCUUCCCAUUCGCCUGGAAGGACGCUGUGGAGGAGGCGUGCGAGAAGGGCAUCGGCGUGAUCGCAGAGCCCGGCGGCAGCAUGAGGGACAAGGACGCCGUCGACUGCUGCGACAAGUACGGCGUCGCCCUCCUCUUCACCGGCGUCCGACACUUCAGGCACUGAAACCUGAAAGAGAGAACUAACCAAUUGGUCGACACUCGCGCCCACCAUUAUUGGAUCAGUAUGGUGGCUAGAAGAACAUGUCUGAGCUUUUUCUGUUUGCAAUAAAACGCACGCAAGCAGGGUUGAUCAUCUUGUCUCUGCACCAAGAGCUAAAGCCCAGCUGCCCCAGCAGAAACAACAACGAUAAUGUGCCAUUGAAAGCAGCUAGAAGCUCGCUCACAGUGUAAACCAACUGUUUGAGAGAAUCUCAAUGUACGGUAA